Messenger RNA from Dioszegia hungarica, 363 nucleotides. RefSeq names its product putative cell wall organization and biogenesis-related protein. The record is from RefSeq and is a predicted model, not a curated record. The transcript has 4 exons. Bases 1 to 363 code for a protein of 120 amino acids. Gene Ontology annotation, cellular component: cytosol. NCBI's taxonomy places the organism in Eukaryota, Fungi, Basidiomycota, Tremellomycetes, Tremellales, Bulleribasidiaceae.
AUGAGCGAAGCAAGCAGCUCCAAGUCUGGGCUCUACGCCGUGGCCGACUUCUGCCUCAUUCCUAUGGGCCUCCCCACCCCCUCUGUCGGCCCCCAGAUCGCGGAGUGUCAACGCGUGCUCGAGGCCUCCGGUCUGGAAUACAAGGCAUGCUGUAUCCCGCUUGCCGGAUACGGCACCAACGUCGAGGGUCCUUGGGACGCCGUCAUGGCCGCCAUCGGAGAAUGUCACCGCGCUGUACACGCCAUGGGCACGCCUCGGAUUGCCACGGACAUCAGAAUAGGUACCCGGACGGACAAGAGCAUCAGCUCGGGUGGGAACGAUGGGAAAGUCAAGCGCGUCGAGGAGAUCCUGGGGGCAAAGUGA